GUGUGUGUAUGUGUUUGUAUAUGAUUUAAUUUAAUUUUUUUUUUCUUUAAAAGAAUGAAUCAAAAAAAUGUCGCCACUACCAACAAAUUCAAAUACUAGACUCAUCAGUUCAUUCUUUUCACCUUUAAACAAAUCAGAGGAAAAGAAGCAUGAUCGACCCAAGAUCUCUGUGAAAAACAUUUUAAAGAGUAAUCGAUCUUCUUCUUCUUCUUCUCUUCGUAAUCACUCAUCAAUACCUUUCAAAUUCUCAAGAGAUACUGAAAGUUCUUUUAGCAAUAGUAGCAGUACUGAAAGUCUAGCUAAUAACUUGGCAAGAUUUCGUUUUGAGGGCUCAAGUGACAAAUCAUCAUUGUUUGAUCUAUCAACACCGACUACGAAUCGACUAAAACAAAGACACAUCUUUGAUAAUGAUGAUGAUGAUGAAGAAGAGGAAACAUUUAGACCUGUCUUACGUGAAAGAAAACCAAUUAAAAAAUCACUCACUCUUUUCUUUUCUUCUGAUGAAGACGAUCCUUCAGAAAGUGGUGAUGAUGACGACGACGACGACGGCUUGAAUUCUACAACUACUUUGCAAUCAAACAAAAGACGACGAAAAGGAAAACCAAACCAUAGUUUAUUUAGUGAUUCAGAAGAUGAAAUGUCAGAUGACGCAGAGGAUGAUGCCUAUGUGGAUGAAAACUCAAAACUAAAUAAAGCCUACGACGGUAUCACGGAAAAAGAAAAUAUUGAACGCGUACAACGUAUUUAUCCUAAUAAAACACUGGAGGAAAUUCAAGAUGCAGUACGUCAUGCUGGUAGUGUCGUAGGUGCUUGUCAAUUAUUAUCUAAAAAUGAGGAUAUACCCAAACCAAAGCGUUCUCGUAUAACUAUACGUAGUAGUAGUAGUAGUAGUAGUGAUGAUGAUGACGACGAUGAUAAGAUACAAAAAAAUAGUCGUCAACAAUUGUUUGAACUACAACGAGAACGUCUUGUUCUUCGACUGUUUAAUACGGGUUCAUCUAAAGAUAUACAAGAUAUUACGGGUUGCAAACCUGAGAUAGCAGAUAGAAUCAUUGAAGAAUUAAGACCCUUUUCUAAUAUAGAAGAUUUAGAAGAAAAAUUAAGACAGGCAAAAGGGAUGAGUGUGAAAUAUAUUCAAUCAUGUCAAGAAAUGAUGGAUAGUUAUUCGGCUGUAGAUCAAAUCAUUGAAAAUAUUGAAAAUUUAGGCUCAAGUUUACGUCAAAUUCUUCAUAUCUGGGAAGGUGCAGAUGCUCAAGAUACUCAUUUAGUGGAAUAUGAUAAAAAAGAAGAAGAAGAAGAUGAUGAUGAUGAAAACAGUCAGCCGGGCAUUCAUUUAGCUAAAGUAAAAGUAGAUUCAAAUCAAUCAAGUUCAAAAGAAUAUAAAGAUGCUAUGGAUGGCUAUCUUACAGAACAACCUGCCUGUGUUAAUAAGGAGAUUACACUGAAAGAUUAUCAAAUCUUGGGUGUCAACUGGAUGUUACUUUUAUACCGUAAAGGGAUCUCGGGUAUUUUGGCUGAUGAGAUGGGUCUUGGAAAGACAGCUCAAGUCAUUACCUUCUUAGGACGUUUAUAUGAGAUUGGUGAAAAGGGCCCUCAUCUGAUCAUCGUUCCUUCAUCUACUAUAGAAAACUGGGUUCGUGAAUUCGACCGAUUUUGUCCAGACUUGGAGGUUCGAUUAUACCAUGGUAACAUCAAGGAACGUGCACAAUUAAGAACUGAUUUGAAAUAUGAAAAUAAAGUCAAGGCCUUUCAAGUCGUCUUAACUACCUAUCAACUUGCAUCUGGACAUAUAGACGAUAGGUACUUUUUAAGAAAAUUAAAAUUUCGUUCCAUGAUUCUAGAUGAGGGACAUAUGGUAAAGAAUUUUAUCAGUGCACGUUAUAAAUAUUUGAUGAACAUAAAUACACCUUUCCGUCUCUUAUUAACCGGUACACCACUUCAAAAUAACCUUCAAGAACUGAUCUCUCUCUUGAUGUUUAUCAUGCCUGAAACAUUUGCAAACUAUGAAGAUGAAGUAAGGGCUCUCUUCAAGAUUCGUUCAGCAACGACUUCAAGUGAACAAGUCACGAACGGGAAAGCGAAUGAAACCUCUGUUCAAGUGCUUUCAAGGGCACGUAUCUUGCGAGCUAAAAAGAUGAUGAUGCCCUUUGUACUUCGUCGUAAAAAGGAAGAUGUACUUCAUGAUUUACCUAAAAAGUUUCAAAGAAUUGAACAUUGUGAUAUGACGCAAAGUCAAACUGAAAUUUAUUCAGACAUCAUUAUGAAUUCCAAGAAAAAAUACAAUGAAGAAGAAGAAAAAGGAAAAGAGAAAUCAGCUAUGAGAGAUCAAUUCGAAAGCAUGACUAAUAUCAUUAUUCAUUUAAGAAAGGCUGCAGAUCAUCCGUUAUUAUUUAGAAAGAUUUAUACCGAUGAUUUAUUACGACAAAUGGCAAAAGAAAUUAGACGCGAUGUUAAAUAUUGGGAUUCUGAUGAAGACUAUAUUUAUGAGGAUAUGACAGUUAUGUCUGAUUUUGAACUACAUAAACUAUGUAUAGAAAAUAGGACUAUCAAACACCAUCAAUUAAAAAAUGAAGAAUGGAUGGACUCUGGAAAGAUUGAAAGAUUAAAGACACUAUUACCACAAAUUAAAAAGGAAGGAAACAAGGUGCUUAUCUUUAGUCAAUUUACAAAGAUGUUGGAUAUCCUUGAAUUAGUGAUGGAAACGUUAAAUAUAUCUUUCCUUCGCCUUGAUGGUGAAACUAAAGUUAUGGAACGUCAAUCUACCAUUGAUGAAUUUAAUGAAAAUGAGGAUAUCACUGUCUUUUUACUAAGUACAAAAGCAGGUGGAUUUGGUAUCAAUUUGACGUCAGCAAAUAUUGUUAUUCUUUAUGAUUUAGACUUUAAUCCUCAAAAUGAUAAACAAGCAGAAGAUCGUGCACAUCGUGUUGGUCAAAAGAAAGAUGUUACGAUUUACAAACUAAUUUCAAAGGAUUCUGUUGAGGAAUAUAUUUUAAAAAUGGCCGAGAUGAAACUUAGACUUGAUAAAAAUGUAUCAUCAAAAGAAGGCGAAGAUGUUGUUGACGAACAAGGUCAAGAUACUAAACAAACACUACAGUCCAUCAUUAAGGAAGCGUUCCAUCUAGCUAAUAAACAGACUUUGUUUACAUUUAUUUAAUCAUAAUAGAACAAAAUAAUAAAGCAUUACAUAUUUAUAUAUUUAUAAAAGAAGAAGAAGAAGAAAAAAAAA
Molecule: messenger RNA, 3226 nt
Organism: Cokeromyces recurvatus
Lineage: Eukaryota; Fungi; Mucoromycota; Mucoromycetes; Mucorales; Mucoraceae
Product: SNF2 family N-terminal domain-containing protein
Exons: 4
Coding region: 68-3154 (1028 amino acids)
Cellular component (GO): nucleus
Molecular function (GO): ATP binding; DNA binding; ATP-dependent chromatin remodeler activity
Source: RefSeq, a predicted model, not a curated record